Molecule: messenger RNA, 2334 nt
Organism: Xenia sp. Carnegie-2017
Lineage: Eukaryota; Metazoa; Cnidaria; Anthozoa; Malacalcyonacea; Xeniidae
Product: tyrosine-protein kinase CSK-like
Exons: 15
Coding region: 276-1625 (449 amino acids)
Biological process (GO): protein phosphorylation
Molecular function (GO): protein binding; ATP binding; protein tyrosine kinase activity
Source: RefSeq, a predicted model, not a curated record
GUGCGUACCUGUUUUAUAAAGAUGACAUCUGGCCUGCAACACCUGUAAAUCCCCGAAAAUCUAGAGGCGUUUGUUGGUAAUUCACUUCCGCGCGGAGCGAUGUUUGUGUGGCACAGAAAGAAAGCAGAUGGUUGUCAAAUUUUAACAGGUUUUUGAGCAGAAAAUAUCCACAGUUUCAAGAAAUUAAUCGUUUCACACACGACAGAGUUAUCUGUGAAAUCAUUCUUACGCGUCUGUAGAAGCACCAUUCAAAGAAGAUUGCAGCAGCAUCAGUUAUGUUUGCCCCCGGUACAGAAGUAAUUGCGAAGUUUGAAUUUCGAAAGUCCAGCCCCAUGGAUUUGCCGUUUGAUAAAGGCGACACCCUAGUUGUGGUUGGUAAAACACAGGAUGUAAAUUGGAUAAAGGUCAGAAAUCUUCGUGGAAUGGAAGGCCUCAUUCCUGUAAAUUACGUCGAAAAGAAGGAAAAGGCAGCCGUCCAAUUGCACAAAAUGCCGUGGUUUCAUGGUCGUAUUGAUCGUGCGAAAGCAGAGCGUUUGUUGACUUCCAGCCCAGAAGACGGGCUGUUUCUAGUUCGGGAAAGUACAAAUUAUCCAGGAGAUUAUGCACUUUGUGUUUGUUAUCAUGCAAAGGUCGAGCAUUAUCACGUUAUGUACGAUAAAAAGGACCAACUAACCGUUGAUGAGGAGUCGUCGUUUUCAAAUCUCACGCAACUAGUUAACCAUUACAUCAAAGGUGCUGAUGGUCUCAUAUGUCGUUUGAAAAAGCCUUUAGAGAAACAAGGAACGCUGGCUGUUUCGGUGGAUGCCGAAUCGUUUAUGAAAUCUGGCUGGCAUAUACGACGCAAAGACGUAGAUUUGAUCAAAGUUGUCGGCCACGGCGAAUUCGGAGAUGUAUGGGAAGGCCUGUUUAAUCAGAAGAAAGUUGCUGUUAAAUCGUUAAAAGAAGAGGGUCGAGCGGCACAAACGUUUUUGACGGAAGCUUCUGUCAUGACGGCAUUAAACCACAAGAACCUGGUCAUGUUGCUGGGUGUAUCACUAGACGGUUCACCAAUCUAUAUCAUAACGGAGUUCUGCGAGAAGGGCUCGCUAGUCGAAUAUCUAAGGUCACGUGGGCGAUCUGUCAUCACUCAAAAAGAUCUCAUUGGCUUUGCCAGGGAUGUUGCGAAUGGAAUGUGCUAUCUAGAAUCCCAAAACUUUAUACAUAGGGAUUUAGCCGCAAGGAAUGUUUUACUCGAUGAAAACUGCAUGGCGAAGGUAGCUGACUUCGGCCACGCCCGCGAGCAAAGUGUUAGUGUCAGUGGUAAGCUGCCAGUAAAAUGGACGGCACCGGAAGCAUUGAAAGAUGGGAAUUUUUCGUCGAAAUCUGAUGUUUGGAGUUUCAGUAUCUUCCUAUGGGAAAUGUAUUCGUUUGGCCGUGUGCCUUAUCCUCGAGUGCAAUUGACGGACGUGCUCUCUAAAGUCAUUAAAGGUUAUAGAAUGGAAAAACCCGAUGCUUGUACAGACGAUAUGUUUUCUCUUAUGACGUCAUGUUGGCAGUUUUAUCCGAACGAGCGACCGACGUUCAAGAACAUUGUGAUGACUUUAAAAACAUAUGCCGACGAUGGCAAAUUUCUUCCCGUAUUAUGAUUUCAUUUAUCAAGGCACCAUGGACUGAUGAACAAAAAUUUCCAAGAAUUGGUUGAAAAUAUCUUAUUUCAGGAACAGGUUUGACGUAUUUCUUUAAAAGCCUUUUGGGAUACCCUCUUAAGCCGGCUCGAUCGGACUUGUCUAGCUUUGUCAAUUUCUGGAUUGCACGUCGUCCUGAUAAUCGUCAUCGUAGAAAAACGCUUCUCGCCAGUUUUUAACGGAAACAAUCAUAUAGUUUUUUGUCAAAGAUUAACGUACCAUUGCGCUCAUGAAUGCACGAAAUUCAUAUGGUAUACUAUUGUUCACGACGUACCUAAUAGUGUUGUGCUUUUCAGUUUUGAUUUUCUGUAAAGAUAUAAUGUAUAGAUUAAUAUUGAGCGAUGAACAUAAUAACAACAAUUUUCUCAGGCAAAAUCGUUGCAGUUGGCACUUUAGUGAAAGUUCAGAAAAUGCUCGUUGAUCGUUUGGCGAAACUCCUGAUUUUUUACGAUUGGAAUGAUGAUUAGUUUGAUGUUUUUCAAAACGGCUGGUAAUACAAAAAAUCGACGCUUUAAACUCGUCAUAAGAGGAAUGGUAUUACCUUAUAAGUAAUACUGCUCUUCUUUUGAUAAAGGUCCAGGUGAACUUCACUCGAAAACGUAUCAAUUGUAAAACAGGCUUUUUGUUUUGUUUGCUCUCGUUUGAUGUCAAAUAUACGUACUUAGAAUAA